AGGUCAGUGAACAAUUUCCUGAUGACUGGUCCAAAGGCUUACCUCAUCUACUCCAGCAGCGUGGCAGCGGGUGCCCAGAGUGGUAUUGAAGAAUGCAAAUACCAGUUUGCCUGGGACCGCUGGAACUGCCCUGAGAGAGCCCUGCAGCUGUCCAGCCAUGGCGGCCUUCGCAGUGCUAAUCGGGAGACAGCAUUUGUACAUGCCAUCAGUUCUGCUGGAGUCAUGUACACCCUGACUAGAAACUGUAGCCUUGGAGAUUUUGAUAACUGUGGCUGUGAUGACUCCCGCAAUGGGCAACUGGGGGGCCAAGGCUGGCUGUGGGGAGGCUGCAGUGACAACGUGGGCUUUGGAGAGGCGAUUUCCAAGCAGUUCGUUGAUGCCCUCGAGACAGGACAGGAUGCCCGGGCAGCCAUGAACCUGCACAACAACGAGGCCGGCCGCAAGGCGGUGAAGGGCACCAUGAAACGCACGUGCAAGUGCCACGGCGUGUCUGGCAGCUGCACCACGCAGACCUGCUGGCUGCAGCUGCCCGAGUUUCGCGAGGUGGGCGCGCACCUGAAGGAGAAGUACCACGCAGCGCUCAAGGUGGACCUGCUGCAGGGGGCUGGCAAUAGCGCGGCCGGCCGCGGCGCCAUCGCCGACACCUUCCGCUCCAUCUCCACCCGGGAGCUGGUGCACCUGGAGGACUCCCCGGACUACUGCCUGGAGAACAAAACGCUGGGGCUGCUGGGCACCGAAGGCCGAGAGUGCCUGCGCCGCGGAAGGGCCCUGGGCCGCUGGGAGCGCCGCAGCUGCCGCCGGCUCUGCGGGGACUGCGGGCUGGCGGUGGAGGAGCGUCGCGCCGAGACCGUGUCCAGCUGCAACUGCAAGUUCCACUGGUGCUGCGCUGUCCGCUGCGAGCAGUGCCGCCGGCGGGUCACCAAGUACUUCUGUAGCCGCGCGGAGCGGCCGCGGGGAGGCACUGCGCACAAACCCGGGAGAAAACCCUAAGGGUCUCCUCUCACGCCUCCUUUUCCCGUUUGUCCUUGGCUUCUUUUAGAGACCCCAGUAACAGAGGAACCUAGGGAAUGGGGAUCCUGCACUCUC
Cynocephalus volans (Philippine flying lemur) is the source of this 1086-nucleotide messenger RNA. RefSeq names its product Wnt family member 8B (gene WNT8B). Lineage: Eukaryota; Metazoa; Chordata; Mammalia; Dermoptera; Cynocephalidae. Gene Ontology annotation, biological process: canonical Wnt signaling pathway; neuron differentiation; multicellular organism development. Gene Ontology annotation, molecular function: cytokine activity; frizzled binding. The record is from RefSeq and is a predicted model, not a curated record. Gene Ontology annotation, cellular component: extracellular region. The coding region runs from base 22 to 990 and encodes 322 amino acids. The transcript has 5 exons.